Molecule: messenger RNA, 1014 nt
Organism: Microthlaspi erraticum
Lineage: Eukaryota; Viridiplantae; Streptophyta; Magnoliopsida; Brassicales; Brassicaceae
Source: the annotation of a GenBank genome assembly
AUGUCGAUAAAAUUGCCGAUCGCUUCCCCGUUCUCACUCCCACAAAUCUCCGCUUCUCCGUCGUUUGUUCCGUUUCCGAACGCAAAGGGGAAGAAUCAAAUCCCUUCUUCUCGAAGGAAACAACUAGGUUUUCGAAUUCUCUGUCCCGUCAAGGCUUCCACAAGUGAAUUCAUUAAGAGAAGCAUCGGGGGGAAAAUGAGCAUCACGCAGGCUAAUUGUUUUCGACCAUCCAUCUGUCCUGCAAGGAUCACUCGACCAAAUUGCGUCUCCAGUGUACCUAUUAGGACGUCAUUGCGGUUUAACUAUCGCCCGCGUGCCUCGCUUGCUCUUAGAGCUACUGCUUCAGUGUCUACUCAGUUUUCUCCUCUGUUGAAUCAUCGGCUUCGUACUCCUACUCGGAAAUGGAAGCAAAGUUCUGCUGUGUGCGUGUUUGGUGGGAAGGAUAAGUCCAAUGGCGGUGACGAGAUAUCACCAUGGAAAGCAAUCGAGAAAGCUAUGGGGAAGAAAUCGGUUGAAGAUUUGUUGAAGGAGCAGAUGCAAAAGAAGGAUUUUUAUGAUCCUGAUAGUGGCGGCAACAAUCCUCCACGCGGAGGAGGAGGAGGAGGAGGUGGAGGCAGUGGUGGAAACGGUGAAGGCGCAGGAGGAGAAGAUGGUGGUCUUGCUGGGAUCGCUGAUGAAACCUUGCAAGUGGUUUUGGCAACUUUAGGCUUCAUCUUGUUGUACACCUACAUUAUUACUGGGGAGGAGCUGAUCAAGCUUGCGAGGGAUUACAUUAGGUUUCUAAUGGGAAGACCUAAGACUGUUCGAUUGACCAGGACCUUGGAUGCUUGGAAUGGAUUCAUGGAGUCGAUGUCAAGGAAAAGAGUUUAUGAUGAGUACUGGCUUGAGAAGGCCAUCAUCAACACACCAACCUGGUAUGAUAGCCCAGAGAAGUACAAACGUGUCCUCAGGGCUUAUGUCGACUCAAAUUCUGAUGAAGCCUCUUAUGCCGACUCAAACUCUGAUGAAUAUUAG